Messenger RNA from Rhinocladiella mackenziei CBS 650.93, 2169 nucleotides. RefSeq lists its product as uncharacterized. The record is from RefSeq and is a predicted model, not a curated record. The coding region runs from base 1 to 2169 and encodes 722 amino acids. Lineage: Eukaryota; Fungi; Ascomycota; Eurotiomycetes; Chaetothyriales; Herpotrichiellaceae. The transcript has a single exon. Gene Ontology annotation, biological process: mitochondrion inheritance. Gene Ontology annotation, cellular component: mitochondrial inner membrane.
AUGACGGACGUCCUCGUCCGAGGCAUAGGAGAUGUCUCGAAGAUCGCAGCUCUGGUACCACGGACUACUCGAGUAACGCAAAGGCUUCCAGCACGUUCCAAUCGAAGCUUCAAAUAUCACCUUCCAAGACGGAUAUCGACUAUAUGUCGUUCCAAUGAUGCUUCUAUUGAGAUAAGAGAGCCUGGAGGACGGUUUUCGCUUCAACAAUCAUACCGAGACAAAUUUAGGUAUGGAAACCUUGAAGGGCCGUGGUUGGUACCGAUAGUAUCCAGACUCAGUCGCUUCGCGUUACGCAAUGGGUCCUUAUUCAAUCUAGGCUCCUUGGGCCCUCGGUCAAACCGAAACGAUGGCACACUCACCCGGAUCGGGGUGCUACCCCAGGUGCAGUCUAGAGGCUUCCAUAAUACACCCAGACGGACAGAGAAUCAAGAGCCGAAAAGAGAAGAAAUUGAGAAACAAGAUGACAAAGAGAGUGCAACCAAAUCGCAGACCUCGCAGCAAAUACCACCUAGAUCUGGCGCAGGACAAAAUCGGUCUCAUCAUGAACAUUUCUAUGACAGGCUUCAAAUGCCACAAUUUCAUCGUCCGACCAAGGAAGAACUUUUGGCAGCUGCAACAGGAUUCUGGUCUCGACUCAAGGUCCACUUUAAGUGGCUAACUAUUAAAAGCACCCGACCCUUCAAUAUGGAUGAAAUCGUCGGUUUUAUCUCGUGGAUUGCGCUUGGCCAUGUCAUUUGGAUUGUUAUUGGAACUACGACUUUUGUGUCUCUUGCAAUAUUGGCCAUCAACACUGUGUUUGCACAAGAAACUCUGGCCGGUUGGAUCGGGAAUUAUUUAACAAAAUCAUCUGGUCUGCAGGUUGUGUUUGAGUCUGCCAUUGUACCCAAAUGGGGUGAUGGCGUCAUCACGUUCAAGAAUGUAUUCGUCUCAAGACGCCCAGGCCAGAACAAAUCUCGUGUCACCAAGGGAUCACCAGAAGCAGCCGCGCAGGCUUCUUCGGCGGAAGAUCCUGUUCCUCCAGAGGAGCAGAAUUAUACGCAAUUUGACAUCACCAUUGGGGAGAUCAACGUCACUUUAUCGUUCAGCAAAUGGUGGAAUUCGAAAGGCCCCCUGCAGAACGUGGAGGUUAAGCACGUCAGAGGCGUCGUGGAUCGGACUCAUGUUUUCUGGACAGGAGAAGAAGUUGAUCCCAAAUCAUAUCGACACGAGCACAACCCUGGAGACUUCGAAAUCGAAUCCUUUAAAAUUGAAGACCUCCUCGUCACGGUUCUUCAACCCGCAGGAUUCAGACCGUUUCCCGUUAGCAUAUAUAGUGCAGAUUUGCCCCGACUACGGAAGCAAUGGCUAUUCUACGACCUCCUCUGUGCUAAUAGCAUGACCGGCGAGUACGACAGGUCUCUUUUUACGAUCCACCCCCGCCAAACACACUCAUACACAGGUGCCCAACUCAACGAUCCUAACGAUCCCUCCGAUGAUCCGUGGAAGAAGCAGUCCCGAAUUCGCAUCGAUAGCUUGAAUAUCGAUCAUUUGAAUCGGGGAGCGGUGGGACCAUUGUCCUGGAUUCAUGAAGGCAAUGUUGACAUCGUUGCUGAUAUCAUGAUUCCAAGUGACAGCGACGAGUCCGUCAUGAAAGUCAUGACUGAUUUCUAUGAACGAAUGGAGGCCACCCUCACAUCAAAGAAGCACCUCGAACAGGUCCGGGGAGAUUCGUCCGAUCCUGAAUCAAACGACGUCGUUGCUUCGCCAGAGUCCCCACUCGCAAAAGAUGAAGACAAAAAAUACCUAGUCAUGGAUCUCCGGAUCCACCUCAACGAUGUCCGCGCCGUUGUCCCCAUCUUCACUCGCGACCUAUCAUACAUCAACAACGCGCUCAUUCGGCCGAUCGUCGCCUACAUUAAUUCACGCCGCACAUUCAUCCCGAUCAACUGCCGUGUGGUUAAACGCUUGUCGGAUUUUGAUGGAAGCUGGACCGUCUUCGAUUCCGGCCUCAUGGACGAUUUGUCUGCGGAAGUAUACGAUGCAUUUGCGAGAGAUGUCACAGACGAACAAGCGAGAUCGAGACGCUUCAAAAAAGUCGGAUUGUGGAGUUUACAAAUUGCCGUGCAGGCCAUCUUCUUGGUAAGUGGAUCACUUGCUCUUUGUAACGUCCAUUUAUCUGUUCGUCUGUAG